This is a messenger RNA of Coffea eugenioides, 771 nucleotides long. RefSeq lists its product as uncharacterized. The record is from RefSeq and is a predicted model, not a curated record. NCBI's taxonomy places the organism in Eukaryota, Viridiplantae, Streptophyta, Magnoliopsida, Gentianales, Rubiaceae. The coding region runs from base 1 to 771 and encodes 256 amino acids. The transcript has 4 exons.
AUGGAGGAACAGCAAUCUGAAGGGCAUUCAGUGAGUGACAAUGAAGAGGAACCAGUGCAGCCCACCAAUACAGAUGUAACAGUAACCAAAUCACCUAAGAAAGGAAAAAAGGACUGCCAAAAGGAAGAGAGAUCACCAAGGACAAUGUCUGGUGUCCAGAGUGCUGCGCAAACUGCUCAGUGCAGUGGAAAAAGAAAGUGUCAUGAGCAGCCUGAGACCCACACUGCUACUGAACCCACUCCUCUACCCAAGUUCAUCGACGAUAAAGCCAGAGAAAGGAAAGGUAAAUCACAUACUGAUUUCAUUUCUCGUGUCAACUCUGUUAAUAUUGAAUUGAAUCCUGACAUUGUUAACUCUGUUUUGGAAACCAAAAUUGAAACCUUUAAAUUUUCUUCAUCCAACCUUGAGGUCAUCACUCUGUUUGAGAAUCUCAAACAGCAUAUCCUGCUUCUUGAAGAUGGGUUGAUGACGACCAUGACUUCUGAACAACAAGUCACCUUCGUUGCCAAAAGAAUUCUGCUUUUACCUCCCAUUCCUCCAGAAAAUGAAAUUGCACAGCGAAAGGAGCCCAAAACUGAGCCAACUGCUGAGACUACUCCACAGUACCGUGCCUCCACUUCUCAAUCACAGUACAAGGGAAAAGCUCCGGCAACUGAUGGAGGAAUUGAAGAGGAGGAUGAUGACGAUGAGGAUGAGGACACUGAGGAAGAAGACCCUGCUCAGUUUCGUCUGGCUAGAAGAAGGCCUGGAUUCUCCAAGAUCACAUUUUAG